This is a messenger RNA of Podarcis raffonei (Aeolian wall lizard), 2553 nucleotides long. It is a transcript of the gene SOWAHD, whose product is annotated as sosondowah ankyrin repeat domain family member D. The record is from RefSeq and is a predicted model, not a curated record. The transcript is spliced from 2 exons. NCBI's taxonomy places the organism in Eukaryota, Metazoa, Chordata, Lepidosauria, Squamata, Lacertidae. Bases 987 to 2012 code for a protein of 341 amino acids. Gene Ontology annotation, molecular function: protein binding.
ACUCUGGGAUUUGCAGCUCUGGGAGGGGAAUUGCCUCCCAACAACUCAGCGCCCUGAGCAAAAUGCAGUAUCCAUGAUUCUUUUUCGGAAGCCGUGGCUGCUUAAAGUGGUACCACGCUGCUUUAAAAAUGCAUAGCGCAGAUCGACUCUCCGGAACCAUAGAACGAAUCGCGGACUAUAGACUAGAUAGGUAACCAACCCCUAAACGGUUUUUAAGGUGCCAGUCCAUUUGGGAGCCGCUGUCCCUGGAUAGGGGCAGGCUUUGGGCAUCUUUGGUUUCCAGCGAGAAGUCAAAAUUUGGCGCCCCCAAACGGAUUUUCUCAGUUAUGGGUCUGUUCAAUUUUGCGGCGCCCUGUGCGGGAGAACCAUCCGCACCGCCCUAAAUCCGACUUCUGCAACUCCGCAGAAAGGGGAGAUGUAUAGCUGCGUCCGGCGACCACCACUCUUUUGCUUCUCCCGGAAUAAAAGAUCGCUGGCUGUUUAAGUUUCUCGCCAUGCGGAAGAACGCAGUCAGCAUCACAUGCGGCGGCUUAAUCUAUCCCAGCCAAUAGGUCGAGAGCAAAGGUCACGCUGUUGCUUUUCUGCAGCGCUUCGAAACUCACCGAUGGCAAACUUUGCACAAAGGAACUCCGGAGAGGCGCUGGCUGGAGGCUGCGCUGAGACGCGGAAGGAACAGAAGGCUCAGAAGGGGAGGAGGAGCCCCGAGGGCGGCUGCGCCUCUGCAAGGUGCCCCAGCGGCUUCCAAGCUGGGAAAGGCCUGGGGAGCACCUGGUCCGAGCCGCUGCCCCCCGCCACCCUGCAGGUACGCUUGGGAAAGAAUCAGGAAGCCCUGCAGCACUGAGACCUCAGGAGGAGCUUCCUUCUUAUCUACACAGGAAAGCAACACAUUGAACAUGUGGCUCUUCCAGAAGCUGACAGUGACUUAACGGGAGAGUCAGGAAAAACCCAGGGACUUUUGGGGAUCGGUGCACUCUGGAGGAGACGACAUGGCAGAAAAACAAAGGGAAGAUGGCUUGGAAGAGGGACAACAGGUGCUUCCAGGUUUUAAGCCAUGCAUGCAGGAAGACGCCACCCGUGCUCGGCCGCAGACUGCUGUUGGCAGCCAGUCUCCCAGGCCCAGCAGCCGGGCUGAAAGCUUAAUUCUCCGACGAGGACAGUUGUUGUCCAACUUCAGCAGAAGCAUGAACAGGUCGAGCAGGCGUUCGGGAAACUGGGCAACGGGGGUGGACACAGCCAGACUAUCAAUAGGUUAUGGUAGCACGAGAAGGAAGGGACUGAAGGAUAAGCUCUUCCAAAGCAGCCAGGCCAAACCCAUGUGGGUGACAGCUUCCCAUCAGGAGAGCGUUGUGCUGGACACCCAACCAGAUCAGGAACCUCUCAUGGAUGGGAACAAUGAUGACUUGUCCUUAGCUCUGGAUCCAGUGGAGCACGAGUGGAUGUUGACUGUCGCCCAAGGAGACGCAGAGAGCAUCCUCAACUUACUGACCAAGGACCCCAGCCUUCUCUCCAGGAGAGACUUUGUGACAGGCUUCUCUGUCCUCCACUGGCUGGCCAAACAUGGCCGCCAUGAAGACUUGAUUGAGGUGAUUUCUUUUGCGGAAAGGAAUUGCUACCCAUUUGAUGUCAACAUGCCCUCAGCCAGUGGCAGACUAACCCCUUUGCACCUAGCCGCCCUCCAAGGCCAUGAGAUGGUCAUCAAAGUGCUGGUGGGAGCCUACGGAGCCAAUACAAGCCUUCGGGACCACAACGGCCGCAAGGCGUGGCAGUACCUCCGAGAAGAUGCUUCCAGAGAGUUAAAGGAGCUCUCGGGGGCUUGCGAGGAAGACCUGGCCCAGCUAGGAACUGGAAACGCCAACAACAACUGUGCUCCAUCAGCGCGAGGUGGAAUUGGCAUGUUCAAGGGGGACAGCAAGGAAGCCAGGGGCAGAGGACACAGCCAGAGGGUCACGCCCAGACUGUCUUAUUUCAGGAACAAGUUCAGACAAGCCAUUGCGUUCUUCCAAGAGCGUUAGAUGCCUGCUCAGUGGUUGAGGCAGUUGGACUUGUUGGCUGUGAGUGGACUGUAAUCAAAGCCAUUAAAUGAGAGGGUGGGACUGUAGAAGGAGGAAGCACUGGAGGUGGCUGUUGUGAGAUUGAGAUACGUCGCCAGAGGGGGAUAGCUUCAGCAAACCUGCCUGCGUUUGCUUUUUGGCCUCAGGUAUGAGAUCCAAGGCCUGAAAUUCACAAGGAAGGGGAGGGGGAGGGGUGACAAAGGGGAUUGGUGUGACAAAGUGGGUAAGGCUAAGUUUGGGGAAACCCCUAUUUGUCUCCUUGUUCCCCAGAAAGGAACCUGCAGAUAGGGGAGGGGGUGACACAGUGGAUUGGUGUGACAAAGUGGGUAAGACUAAGUUCGGGAAAGCCCCUAUUGGUCUCCUUGUUUCCCAGAAAGGAACCUGCAGAUAGGGGUGUGCGUGCAGUGUGCUGAAAGCAACUGUAAUUCUGCACUAAGAAAAAUAAAUUCUGCAACCUGUGCAAGGUUUGCUCCUGUGGGAAAAACCUGCGUAUUUUUCUCUU